GGUUGUUUACUAGCUUUUCGCCAAACUGCCUGCCGCACUGCAUUGGCAGAAAACCGUCGUCCAGUGAACUUUCCACAACCGUUUUCAAGGAUAGUCCAAGGAAAAUUGUAAUUCGUUAAGGAUAAUUUUCAAUUGAACCCAUCAUCAAGAUGAAGCACAAGAAAUCGGCGAAAAAGUCCAGCACCAAUCUAACACACAUCUAUCUGAACGAUAAAAACAUUACCCAAAUCACAAAUAUCUACCCCACCAAACGGAUCUUGGUCCUGUAUUUGCACAACAAUCAGAUAUCCCGAAUCGAAAAGCUGGGAGGUUUUACGCACCUGACGCACCUCUAUCUGCAGUGGAACAAUAUAAGGAAGAUUGAGAAUUUGGACGGUUUGAAAAACUUAAAACAGCUCUACCUGGGGUACAACAAAAUUGCGAAGCUGGAAAAUUUGGGCAACCUGAAGAAGCUGGAACAGAUACACAUCGAACGGCAGAUGUUGGACGGAACGGCCCGGUUCGAUUUCGACGAGGAGUGCAUGAAGGCGCUGGCGAACCACCUCAAGGUGCUGAAUAUCAAAAAGCUAAAGCUUACUCACAUGACCGCUCUGGAACCGCUCUGGAAGCUGGAAGUCCUGCUGGCAUCGGAAAACAGCUUCAAGUCAACGGAGGACAUCACCCCCGUCAUCAGUGCCCUCUACUCCCUUCGCGUCCUGGACUUGCAGGGUUGUGUAGCCCAGAAGGACGUCCACUACCGGGAGAAGGUCACAGCCGCUGCCGGACAUAGACUGUUACUGCUGGACGGUAAAAUGAUCUCUCAAUCGACGCGUAACUUCAUCAAAAACUUCCAGACCAUCAAACAGGAGAAGAAACGGCGUGCCCUGGCCGCCAACGGCGGUGAAGAGAAAGCCAAAACGGCAGACAAUUCCAAGUGCUCGCUGGACAGUAGCACCGGUAGCAGCGAAGGCACCUUCGUCGGUCACAUCCGAGGCCAUUUUCCACCGAAUUCCCUCUUCCAGGUGACCCCACGGCGUCCGGUGUGUCCGAGGAUUCCCAGAAAACCGGUUAUCCGGUCACCGGUGCUGCUGAAGACGAUGUCCGCUCAUUUUGGAGAUGAGAUGUUCGGGCGGGCGGAAAUCCGGGGAUUGGAUGCGGCGGUGAAUAACAACAACAACAACAACAACAACACAAAUGGGGUUAUGCUGCAGGGGAAGGUUAUGAAGGCGGAAGUGCCGGUGUUUAAGGAGAAAAUUCGGAUUCAGCGGAAGGUGCAAUCGCUGCCGUCGAUUGAUUAAGUGGUUGUGAUUGUGUGUUUUGUUUGCCAUCGAGAUUGGU
Messenger RNA from Ochlerotatus camptorhynchus, 1317 nucleotides. RefSeq names its product protein phosphatase 1 regulatory subunit 42-like. NCBI's taxonomy places the organism in Eukaryota, Metazoa, Arthropoda, Insecta, Diptera, Culicidae. The coding region runs from base 150 to 1277 and encodes 375 amino acids. The transcript has 4 exons. The record is from RefSeq and is a predicted model, not a curated record. Gene Ontology annotation, molecular function: protein binding.